CCAGCACUGGAUCAUACGGUUGUGGCGGAAGGAGGAAGCGGCAAGUAGCUCUUUAGAACCGACCGAAUCCUCAUCUGGCUCAGCAUCAUUUCCGUGAUAAAUAAGAGAUUUAUAUAGAUAUAUGUAGCUACAAAAUGUCUGUGCUUUGUUAUAAUAAGGGAUGUGGGCAACGUUUUGACCCUGAGAAGAAUUUUGAUGAUGCAUGUACUUAUCACCCAGGAGUGCCAGUUUUCCAUGAUGCCUUGAAGGGUUGGUCGUGCUGUAAGAGACGCACAACUGACUUUUCAGAUUUCCUUAGUAUUGCUGGUUGUACAAAAGGACCUCAUAACCAGGAGAAACCCCCCGAACCCAUCAAACCUGAGGUCAGGACAUCUGGAGAAAAAAAGGACGUUGAUGACCUUAAGCCAAAGUUUAAUGAGUCUAUCAUCCAGGCACCAAAACCUGUUGAAGCAAUUCAGCGACCAAGUCCAGAUGAACCAAUAUCAAGAUUACCACAGAAAGUCUCUGCUUCACUUAAGCAGGCUUUAGAAAAGCUCAAGCUGUCAGAUAAUGCAUCUGAGAAAAAAGAGGAGGAAGGUGAUGAAAUUAAGAUUGGUACAUCUUGUAAAAAUGGAGGCUGCACUAAGACCUUCAGUGGAACAGAGAGCAAUGAGGAAGUUUGCUUGUAUCAUGCUGGAGUCCCAAUCUUCCAUGAAGGGAUGAAAUAUUGGAGCUGCUGCAAGAGGAAAACAUCUGACUUCAACACUUUUCUGUCUCAGGAGGGCUGCACCAAAGGAAAACACCUAUGGCGGAAAAAAGACACGGGUAAGAAGGUUGUGCCAUGCAGGUUCGAUUGGCACCAAACAGGAAGUAAUGUCACCAUAACAGUCUAUGCCAAAAACUCCAUCCCUGAGCUUAGCUAUGUGGAUGCGAAUAGUACCCAGCUGGAUAUCCACAUUAUAUUUGACGGAGAUAAGGAAUUUGAACAGAAGAUAAUUUUAUGGGGUGUUAUCGACACAAGUAAAAGCACACUGAACAUGAUGGCUGCUAAGAUUGAGAUUGUUUUGAAGAAAGCUGAGCCGAUGUCUUGGGCACGGCUGGACCUUCCACCUGCAGUCAAUCCACCCAAAGAAGAGGAGAAGAAAAGAGAGCAUGAUAGCGAUAGCGAUAGUGAUGAUGAUGAUUAGAUGAACAUACAGUACUGUAAGAUAUUUGAGCUUUUUCUAUGAAAUUAAUUCAACAAAGAAUGAAACAUCAUGAUGCAUGAAAGACAUUGUAUAAAGACCAAUAUUUCCAUUGUUCACAAUUCAUUGCACUUUGCAAUAUAAAAUGCAGUUGCGCUUUUCUACGAUUAGUUUCAGAAUUACUAUUCUAAUUGUAUUAAGCUAUGAAUGGUUAUGAAAUGUCAUUUUCCACAGUAGACUGCUUGAGGCACGAUAGCAAGGGUCAUCUAGUUUAAUGUUACGAUGAAGUCCAUUACUAUUGUCAUAAUUGUAAAAUAUCAGGUUGACACUAGAUUACUGUGGAAAUAGCACUCCAUUCUGAAAAUCUCAUACUGUCUACACAUUCCCAUAGUUUAUCCUUCCAUGUCUUUAAAGUAUCCUGCCUUUAAGUGGAACAUUAUGGUUAUUAAAAGUUGGAUCAAUCCUAAAA
Pangasianodon hypophthalmus (striped catfish) is the source of this 1632-nucleotide messenger RNA. RefSeq names its product cysteine and histidine-rich domain (CHORD) containing 1b (gene chordc1b). The transcript has 11 exons. Bases 135 to 1166 code for a protein of 343 amino acids. The record is from RefSeq and is a predicted model, not a curated record. Lineage: Eukaryota; Metazoa; Chordata; Actinopteri; Siluriformes; Pangasiidae.